CUGUGUGUUGCUCGGGGAGGAGAGGCGGGUAAAUGUAAACAUUGAUCAGGCACAGUGAGACUUUAGCUUUAGCCUUUUAGCUCGUCGUUAAACCUCCUGUUGUUCUCUGUAAUGAGGACGUUUUCACAGCUGCUUUAGUUUGUGCCGAACACCAUUUUUUCGUUGCAUUUUGGCCUCAGCAGUUUGUAAUAAAGACGAGCUAACCCACCAACAACAGUUAGCUAGCUAAGUUAGCUAGCUUCUGCUAACUAGUGUUGCGUGCUAACAUUAGAAAGCCUUAUUAAUGUUACUUAUAUCUGAAAACACCUCGAGUUACUGCCUCCCCCAUGCAGCGUAAUGGAGGAUUAUGACAAGUUUGUGCAGCUUUGUCUUUCUCAACUGAGGAAAAAUGAGGAAGAGGAGCAGAAACACAGCAAACCUUUAUCUGCUUCUGUUAUCCGCUUCUGUGGACGACCCAUCCUUCCUCCUUUGCUCUCAGAGAAGCAGAGAGAGGAGAUGAGACGACACAGAGAUGAAAUGCAGAAAGCUACAGUCCAUAAAAAGUUCUCAGGUGAUCCCAGAAUGGCCCGCGUGCAAACAAUCCUGCACAGCGUCCAGCUUAGAAAGACGCCAACACUUGAGGAGUUACUUGAAGAGUCGGAGAUCAGGAAUGAAUUUUUACAUCCCCGAAAUAUUAGCAAGGCCUCCCACAGUGAAGUUAAUGUUGGAACCAUGGAAACUCUUCCCCCAGCCUCUGGUGUUUUUACUCCCUCAAAGACUUCCACAACAUAUAGUGCCUUUUGUCCUGACGUGUCACCUCAGCAAAGCUGCCACGAAGAGUGCCUUAAUGAGCAGCGUGACAGCCAACAGGAAUCACAGCCAGGUUCCUUCAGUAGUGAAAUCCACCCGUCUCCAUCCUCAGGUUAUAUCACCAAUGAAAACCCUGAAAACACCGUCUCCAUAUCUGAAUGGACCGAAGGCUUUUUCCUUCAAAACACCUCAAAUACAAUUGCCAAAAUGCCAGAUAUCAUUAGCCACCCUCCCAUAGAUGGAGAGGAAUUAGAAAGGAGUGGACUGGAGUCAGUCUUUUUGCAAGUUAAAGAUAUCGAUGACGCCUCGUUUCACAAUGAUUCACUGACACGUGACCCUCAAAACAAUGAACAGUUUGAAAUUAGUCAUCUGGAGAGCGUAGAGCAUGAAGAACAUAUUCCCUUCUCUACAAAACCUGACUUUUCUGACUAUGUCAAUAUGGAAAAAAAUGAGGGAUUAGUCACUUUGCCAGAUAAAACUGUCUUUUCAGACAAUCUAAACUUAUCACAGAAAUCAUUUAAGCCUCCCAGUCUGACUUCAGAACCUCAGAAAAAACCCAGUGAAGCAGAACCAGAACCAGUAAACCAGAUCAACAAAUUAAGCACAAAGCAAUCUGAGGAGCUCCAUCCAAUGAGCCUCCAGGCAUUACUUAAGAAAUCUCAGGAGUACCGUCGGCGCCAGCGGCUUCUUAGGAACCAAGCCAAAAACACUAAAAUCCAGGAGAAGACCCAAGAGCAGCCAAAAGCCCGAAUAGAGGAGCAGAGCCUCUCCGAUAAGGAAAAUGAGGACAAGGACACCGGGACUGCAGAGGACAAGAAAACCAAAGAACAGCGUGGCAAUUUCAUCCCCUCAGUGGAGAAAAAUACGGCUGAGAGUGAAGCCUCUGAAGGAAGGUCCAAGGUGAAAAACGAGAGCAUAACACAAAAUGGAAACACCACAGAACUGAUGAGCGCUGAGGAAGAAACAGCCUUAAAAAAUAAACUGAACAGUUUUCAAGAGUUUAUAACACAACCUAAAGAAAGCAGCAGUUUCAUUCAGCAAAGACCCACAUCAGCAGGAAGAUACCAAGACACCUUUAACAGGAUCUCGUGUCUUAAAGGUUCCCAUAGAGGAGUUGGAAAAUAUUGCACUGUCCCAGUCCCUAACGUCUGUCUAAGUCCUGUUCACUUCAAAAGCAAAGACGGUCCCAAAGAUGGACUGACUGUUGAAGAGGAGAAGACAUCGAUUGAAAAUCCGGUCCUAAAUCAAGCUAAAGCACUUUCCUCCACUGCAAAUGUCAUGACUGGAGAUGACUUCACUGGUGUUUUUGCUCAAAGUUCCCUGCACAUCGAUCAACUGAGGUCCAGUCUGUCUUGUCUGAAAGUACUGAUCUCAGACCUGGAGUCCACCAUGAAAGAAAGCCUGGACAAUCAAACUGAGAACAGUGUGCAAACUGAGUCAGGUUUUAAGAGCAUGAAACAAUCUGAUCAGCUCGAGCAGAGGGAUUGCUUUGGUGUGGAGGGGGAGCAGAGUGAUGAUGAUGAUGGUGGCAACAAUGUGGAUGGCAGGGAUUUACAGAGAAGACAGUUAAUUGAUUUCCAAACCAUUCAUGAAGAUCUUGAGUCUGAAGCUAGCUUUAUCGGUACAGAUGAUGUGUGUCUCUCAGUUCAGGAGAGGGCACUUGAAUUUGUUAAAUUAAACCAUGACAAAAUAUGCAAAACAGCAGCUACAGGAGGUAAAGAGAAAUGUGCAAAAGGAUUUGUUCAGAGGGAUGCUUCCACGAGGCAGCCGUUCCCUACAAAAAGUCUGACAUCUGUAGCUCAGUUGAUGCUCGUCCCUGAUAUGUUCCGUAAUGGUCUCUCUGAAAAUACGCUUCCCUGGGACACUUCGAUACUUUCCGAUCAGAGUAACCGUCCUGAGUUGAAGGAGAGGGAGGCGACUGCUGAAGGGCAGCAGCGCUGCGUUCGCUCACCGUCUCUCAAUCAGUCGUAUGAUGUGGAGAUGCCAUCUGGCCUUUGGCUCCUGGAAGGGUCGGGGUCUGACCCGGGCUCACAGAGUCAUCUUGGUCCGGAGAUGCAUAUGACUCCGGAUAGUGGGGGCGAAGGACACAGAGGGGUGUCCAAGGUCAAACGGAGGCUGCUCAUGCAUUUAACAGACGAGACACAGGAAAAGAGCGCCAGUAUGAGCGGAGCGGCAAGUGCUGUGGUCAGGCCAAACUCCAGUACCUGCAGAGCUGCAGUGCAUUUGUAUGAAGACAUCAAAAAAGACGGGCAAGAACAACUAAAACAGGCCCAUGCAACUCAGGUUCGAGCUCUGCAAGACAAACACAGAAAGCAGCAGGAAGAACUCCUUCAGGUUCUGGCAGCACGAUACCGUCUCCUCCAGAAUGUGUCUCCUCGCUCCACGUCAGGCUCUUGUCCUGGGGACACAUUGACCUUCUCCGCCCUCUCCCAGCCCCUCCGCCCGCUCUCACGGCGCUGCCGCCCCCUGCUGGCCGCAGCCGUGAAGGGUUUUCUGACUCGUCGGCUGCUGAGGACCGAGCGAGUUGCUCAGCUGCUUCGCACCAUCAGGGACACGCAGCAGUUCCUGCAGGCGCAGGGCGCCGCCAGCAGAGAGUUCUGUAGCAGACAGGACGGCUUGCUGCAGGAGAGAGUCGCUCUGCAGCUGCGCGCCGCACGUUACGAGGUUCACGACAUAUUCUUCAGCCUGUCAGCCGGAGAGCAGAUGCAGCUGAUCAGCUGGGACAGAGGCCUCGUCAAAGACAGAGAACUCAGACAACAGAAUGGACAUUCAGGCUCUCCCAGGAGAAAGAGUUUUCUGUCAGCAGCAACACAAAAAUCACUGGAAAGGAAGAGAGAAAUGUUGAUUCAGAAAGGAGCUGCAGAACUACACAAGGGAGUUCUGACAAAAACUGGACAGAAGUCUGGAUUCACAGCCAAGAAACCGCAGGAGACAAAACGAGGACAGUUCAUAGCAAAUCCUCAGAGAGUCCCAAAGAGCCGCUGCUCCUCCAGACCCCGAUGAUACGUCCCUAAUUGGCCCCAGUGAGGACUCCUAACAAGGCCUCCAGUGAACUAUAGGAAGAGAGUGAAGCAUCCUCGAAGUCCUAAAUGUAAAAGGACACAAAUGAAUCCUGUUGCUGAUUAACUUCACGAACAGCUUCUCCACUGUCAGGAAUUGCAAAACUACUUUUUUCAUUUAUACACAUUAUUUAAAUAAUCUGUUCCUUACAUUUUCUACCAUCUAGUAGUUACACAUUGAAAAUGUUAAAAAAGGAAAAUGUUGACCUAGAUUUUGUUCCCUUUUUUUAUUAUUAUUUUAAUUUUUUUUGUUUGUUUGUUUUACAGCAAUCCAGGCUUGUUACUGCAGAAUAAGCACAAAUGUAGGAAAUAAAGUUAAAACACUGCAAUUUGUUGUAGAAAAGCACUUUUGGGGCAGUUUAGCUCAUUGCUGUGGCUCACUGGGACGCUUAAAGGAAAAUUUGCCUCAUCUUUGUUUUUCCUGCUGUGCUGAGUCCACACAUCUGUAGGAGAACUCAAGAAUUACAUAAAUCACCUAACUGAUGAGCACUCAGGUUCACAGCAAUUAGCUGCACCAGUUUAGAGACAUUUUAUGUGCCUUUAACCAAAAACGGGCCAUCUUCAAACAUAUUAGCACACUUUGACCUCUUUAGUUUUAUUUACAUUUUGUUUUGUCCUCAAACAAAUGUUACUUUCUAGCUGCAGAUGUUUAAAAUUUGAAAAUAAUUUUUAGCCUACCGUUGCCUUAAAACGUGCUAUUUUAGAAUUACAUUUACCCAAAAAAUGUGUACACUUUUGUAUUUUAUUUCUCUUAUGAAGGAUUCAGUCUGUUAUUUAUUAUCAUUUGAUUGUAGUUGGGAAUAAAAGUUUCUUAUGACAAAAACAGAAUAAAUUGACCAGCCAGUCACUGACCGUUUAUACUAACAAAUU
This is a messenger RNA of Austrofundulus limnaeus, 4718 nucleotides long. RefSeq names its product centriolar coiled-coil protein 110 (gene cp110). Gene Ontology annotation, biological process: ciliary basal body organization; negative regulation of centriole elongation; centriole replication. The record is from RefSeq and is a predicted model, not a curated record. Gene Ontology annotation, cellular component: centriole. Lineage: Eukaryota; Metazoa; Chordata; Actinopteri; Cyprinodontiformes; Rivulidae.